AUGGCUUCCACGGCAAACAUCACCAAAGCAGCUGUUGUUCAAACCGAACCAGUCUGGUUUGACUUAGCUGGCACUACUGCGAAGACAUGCGAUCUGAUCAAAGAAGCUGCUUCGAAAGGAGCACAGAUUAUUGCUUUUCCUGAGCUUUGGCUACCAGGAUAUCCGACAUGGAUCUGGGCUCGUCCAAUGGAUCUUGAGAUAGUUGUGAAAUACACCAAGAACUCACUCAAAAUAGACUCGAGCGAAAUGCAAGACAUCAGGUCUUGUGCAGCAGAGAAUAAUAUCGUGGUUUGCCUCGGGUUUUCCGAGCUGAGCGGAAGCUCUCUCUACAUUGCUCAAUGCAUAAUUGACAGCGAUGGUGAAGUCCUCAUGACUAGACGUAAGCUUAAGCCCUUUCAUAUUGAGAGGACGAUCUUUGGUGAUGGGCAUGGUCCAUCGCUUGAUAAUGUCGCUCUGACAUCUGUGGGGAAAGUUGGGCAACUAUCUUGUGGAGAACAUUUUAAUCCGUUGAUCAACUUCAAUACUUUCUCCCAAGGAGAGCAGAUCCAUUGUGCGGCAUGGCCUUGUGUGCCUGUUCACUCAGGUGGCCCUGAACCAUUCUCCAUGUCGGAUGAAGCGGUAGCAGCCAUAUCUCGUGUCUACUCUAUCCAAGCCCAGUGCUAUACGCUACACUCUACAACUGUCAUCUCGCAACCAUCCAUUGAGAUGAUGGGUACAAAGCAAGCUCCAGUUUUCAAUCUUGCUGGUGGAGGCAACGCGAGGAUAUUUGCACCGGACGGUCGACAAUUGACAAGAGACUUGCCGGCAACAGAAGAAGGUAUGGUAAUAACAGACCUGGAUUUGGAUCAGGUGACUAUGCAUAAAGCAAUUCUUGACACUUGUGGACAUAAUGGGAGACCAGAGCUGUUGUGGCUGGGUCGAGAUAAUCAGGCAAAGCCGAGUGUUCGAACUGAGAGGGGCUCCCCAUAA
Molecule: messenger RNA, 969 nt
Organism: Fusarium redolens
Lineage: Eukaryota; Fungi; Ascomycota; Sordariomycetes; Hypocreales; Nectriaceae
Product: carbon-nitrogen hydrolase
Exons: 4
Coding region: 1-969 (322 amino acids)
Molecular function (GO): catalytic activity
Source: RefSeq, a predicted model, not a curated record